UAAUGACAGUUCCUUUGUUCUCAUCCAGUGCUAUGACCUUCCUCAACCUGUGCCACGCACUAAACACGCGUAUUGGCCUAAUUCAGGUAACUCUGACUCAGUUAAGAACUGAUGAACGUCGGCAGCCGUGGUAGGGAAAAAAUAACUGGAAUGAAGUAAGUAGACGAUAUCGAAUUCGAACGUUCAAAUUUUGUAAUUUUUGCUUUCGCGAGAGGUCCGGUUUGCUCUUGAAUAAUCCAUAACCUUGCAUGUUAUCACACCAACAAGUAAUAAAGAUCAACUAUUGAGUAAAACUACGCCUACUUUAACAACAGUAACAAUAAGAUAUAAAAAUAUGAAACCAUAUUAAAUUUAUACAAAAAUAAUCGAAGGAACAAAUACAAAUUUACCGUCCGUGGACAGUAUAUAUUAGAUUUAAAAAAUAAUAAUAUAAAUGACUGGACAAAUUACUCUGUAGUUGCUGAGAAAAUAUACAACGUGUUCUUGUCUAAAAAUACAAAAGAUAACUUGAAGUGAAUCGGAAGCGUAACCUACUCACUAAGGAUACAAAUUAUUUUAACGAUGGAUUCGGUGUUUUACAUACUUCUUCUUACAAUGAAAUUAUUGUCACACAUUGUCCGCCCGUUUCUUUUUGUGGCUUCCAGAGGAAAAAGGCAGAUUUUACCACCUUUAAAAAACGACAUAUUAACAAUUAGUGCAACAGAAUUAGCUGAAAAAAUCAGAAAGAGACAGAUUUCAUCUCAAACAGUUUGUCAAGCUUUUAUAGAUAGGAUCAAGGAAGUGAAUCCUAUUUUAAAUGCUGUAAGUGAAGAAAGAUUUGACCAAGCGUUUUUAGACGCCAAAGAUGUCGAUGAGUUCUUAUCAAGUACAACCUUGACCGAGAAAGAAUUAAAAGAAACGAAACCUCUUCUUGGGCUCCCCUUCACUGUCAAAGAAACUUGUAGUUUAAAAGGCAUGGAACUGUCUGUUGGUAGUUUAUCCCUACUUGGAACUAAAGCACAAGAAGACGGUACAGCAGUCACUAGAAUGAAGUCAGGUGGCGCCAUUCCCUUACUUAUUUCUAAUGCACCUGAACUAUGUUUCUCAUCCGGUAGUGAAAGUAAAACUAAAGGAAAAAUAAAUAAUCCUUAUAACACUACUUAUACCUCUGGGGGUUCAUCCAGUGGAGAGGGAGCACUACUAGGUUCAGGAGCAUCGAUAGUAGGUAUUGGAUCAGAUGUUGGAGGGUCUAUAAGAAUACCAGCAUGUUUUUGUGGGGUUUUUGGACACAAACCUACAGCUAAUACUGUGAAUACAAAAGGUCAUUUUCCAAAAGUCUCAGAUGAUUUAACAAUUAAAUCUUUUUCGGUUAUUGGACCCCUAGUCAGAUAUGCUAAAGAUUUAAAGUUGGUAUUGAAAGUUUUGGUCGAACCUGAAUACAUGCCAAAAUUAAAAUUAGAUGAAGAGGUGGAUUUUACACAAAUAGAAAUUGCCUUCAUGGAAGAUUUUAAUAACGCUGCAUUACCCGGUACUGAUCCUGAUAUAAAACUAGCAAUAGAGACAGCAACAAAUUAUUUAAAGGAAAAUUGUGGUUCAACCAUAACAAAUGAAAAAAUUGAUAAUCUGGCAGAUUCGAUCAGUAUUUCAACGUAUAUGCUUCUCAGUGGAGAGAAAACUGUAGCUGCAUUUGAACAUCCCACACCUUUUUUGGAGUUCCUCAAAAGUUAUUUUGGGUCCUCUGAUUUUUCCACGCAGUUCUCUUAUUCUUUAUUUCAAACCAAUGUACUAACUUCUUUAAUUCACCAUGAUUCAAGCGAAUUGUUAAACAUGCGUGAAAAGAUAUGGAAUUUUUUUGGAGAUAAAAGAAUACUACUGUUUCCAACCUCAUAUUCCUCAGCUAAAAAGCAUGUAGAUUUCUUCUUCAAUUCCAUUGAUGUAGCCUAUACGAUAUUCGCAAAUGCUUGUGGACUACCUGCUACAAAUAUACCUUGUGGGUUAGAUAGGAAUGGGAUGCCAAUUGGUAUUCAAAAGAACACUAGAGGACGUGGGAUCUACGUAGGACAACAUCUAGCUAAAGAAGGAGGCAAAGUAUUUC
Psylliodes chrysocephalus is the source of this 2074-nucleotide messenger RNA. Lineage: Eukaryota; Metazoa; Arthropoda; Insecta; Coleoptera; Chrysomelidae. The record is from the annotation of a GenBank genome assembly.